Molecule: messenger RNA, 1770 nt
Organism: Linum tenue
Lineage: Eukaryota; Viridiplantae; Streptophyta; Magnoliopsida; Malpighiales; Linaceae
Source: the annotation of a GenBank genome assembly
UUCCCUCUAUAAAAUUUGCGAAACUCGGCUGAAAUCGUAAAACAAAGGUUUCCUCCCAAAGACAGCGAACGAAGAAAACUUUUUUUCCCACCAAAACAUCCAUGGCGGCGAGCGUAGUUCCACCGGGACGGGGAGCCCGUAGGGCGACUACCGACGAUGAGAGGCUCGUCUUCGAGACGACGGAGGGGAUCGAACCGGUUGCCAGCUUCGAAAACAUGGGAAUUAAUGACAGCCUGCUCCGUGGAAUCUACGAGUACGGGUUCGAGAAGCCCUCCGCCAUUCAGCAGCGAGCCGUUAUGCCGAUAAUUAAAGGCCGCGACGUCAUUGCCCAGGCACAAUCCGGUACCGGGAAAACCUCCAUGAUUGCCCUCACUGUUUGCCAGGUCGUUGAUAUCAACAGCAAAGAGGUGCAGGCAUUGGUAUUGUCUCCUACAAGGGAGCUGGCUUCACAAACAGAGAAAGUUAUCCUAGCAAUCGGUCAAUACUUGAACAUUCAAGCACAUGCAUGCAUUGGUGGCAAAAGUGUGGGUGAAGAUAUUAGAAAGCUAGAGCAUGGAGUUCAUGUUGUAUCCGGAACACCAGGAAGAGUAUGUGACAUGAUCAAGAGAAGGACUUUGCGCACAAGAGCCAUUAAACUAUUAGUCCUUGAUGAAUCAGAUGAGAUGUUGAGCAGAGGUUUCAAGGAUCAAAUAUAUGAUGUUUACAGAUAUCUUCCACCAGAACUUCAGGUUUGCCUGAUCUCAGCCACACUGCCAAAUGAAAUUUUGGAGAUGACUGGCAAAUUCAUGACUGAUCCCGUGAAGAUACUUGUAAAACGUGAUGAAUUGACUUUGGAGGUAUGUAAUGACAUUAUAGAGGGUAUCAAACAGUUCUUUGUUGCCGUGGAGAAGGAAGAGUGGAAAUUUGAUACUCUAUGUGACCUUUAUGAUACACUUACCAUCACUCAAGCUGUUAUUUUCUGUAAUACAAAGCGGAAGGUUGAUUGGUUGACUGAAAAGAUGCGCUCCAGCAACUUCACAGUUUCAUCUAUGCAUGGUGACAUGCCUCAGAAAGAGAGAGAUGCAAUUAUGAAAGAGUUCAGGGAUGGUACUACACGUGUUCUCAUCACGACCGAUGUUUGGGCCCGUGGAUUAGAUGUUCAGCAGGCAAGUUUCUUUCUUCAUGUCUUUUUUUUUUUUGUGUCUCUUGUGAUUAAUUAUGACCUGCCAAACAACCGUGAGCUUUACAUUCAUCGAAUUGGUCGGUCUGGACGUUUUGGACGCAAGGGUGUGGCCAUCAAUUUCGUGAAGUCGGAUGAUAUCAGGAUUUUAAGAGAUAUAGAGCAAUACUACAGCACACAGAUUGACGAAAUGCCGAUGAAUGUUGCUGACCUGAUAUAAAGAAACCUGUUAUGGUUUGUCAAUGCGGGUGGUGAGAAUGGAUUGCUUCUCUUCCAAGCCAGCAGGAUGAGGAAGUGUAUUGGUGUUUGUUAUUAAUGGUGCUGGAAUGACUCUGUUUUUGUGAGGAAGAGAUGAAGUGAGAAACGUGUACUAUAUCUGUGUGUUUUGGUGGGGCUGAACAUUAUCUGUUUGCUGUUUGGGAUUUAGGGCAAUCUCAUGUUAUAAUACAGUAUGGGAAUCUGCAAUUCAAGUAUUUUCUUUUCUGCUUCCCUCUUGCAACCUUUGUUAUGGUAAUUUAUGCUUGCUGGAUUGUAUGAUCAACUAUCAUCAAAUCAGUUAAAUGCCUGUAAAACCCGUCAAGGAAUCUAUGAUCAACUUUCAAAAAUUCAGC